Molecule: messenger RNA, 1680 nt
Organism: Alosa alosa (allis shad)
Lineage: Eukaryota; Metazoa; Chordata; Actinopteri; Clupeiformes; Clupeidae
Product: skin secretory protein xP2
Exons: 18
Coding region: 253-1083 (276 amino acids)
Biological process (GO): homotypic cell-cell adhesion; T cell extravasation; positive regulation of neutrophil extravasation
Source: RefSeq, a predicted model, not a curated record
CUUGUAAAAAAAACUUAGGAAAACUCCUUACGUGCAAUUGGACCCCGAACAAGUCAGUCAUACGUUUGGCUGGCGGGGCAGGGAAACACCCAAGAAAGUUUCUCACUAAUGUUCAAACAAAAGAGUGCGGUAGGCUAGUCAUAGACUAGACAGUGUUGUGAGCACACGUUGGAGAAGCGCAAAUUAUUGACAGCUUAGAACAAAGCUCUGCAGUUAUAGAAACGUUUAUCGGUUUUAUUUUAAUAAGCCACGAUGAUGUCAUACUUGUGGAUUUUCUUGCUUGCAACUCUUGUUACGGGAGUGAAAUCGGAAGAGGGAGAUGUAGCAGAGGCAGAAGCAUUGCCAACAGAUUCAACUCCUGAGGAAGCAGUCGCUCCUGAAGAAGGUUCGCCAACAGAGUCUGUCCCAGAGGACGCGGCUGCACCAGAUGAAGAAACAGCCACAGGAUCUCCAGCAGAGGAAGAGGCUGCAGUAGAGGAAGAGGCUGCAGUAGAAGAAACUGCAGCAGCACCAGAAACAUCAGAGGGUGAAGAGGCACCCACAGAAGGAACUGCAGUUCCACCAGCCGAGGAAGAAGCAGAAGGGGGAACACAAGGUGAAGCUGACUCCGCUGAUGAAACUGCUCCAGAGGCAACUGAAGCACCGUCACCGUCAGAAGAGGAGGCCCCAGUGGAAGGUGGAUCUGACCCUGCCACAGAGGAGACCGAUGUUGCAAUAGAAGCUCCAGUGUCAAAGGGGGAAGUGGAACCUGUUGAAGGUGGAUUUGAUCUAAGUGAUGCUUUUGAACCAGCCAAUGACCCCCCUGCUGACUCAGGUCCCGUUGAGGGCAAAGGAGCACGCUCUGCUGGAGCUGCAUCUGGCCCGGAUGGAGCUGCUGAAGACAGAGAGGCUGGAUCGGGUAAAAUUGCUGGUAUUCUGGCUGCAGUUGGAGUAGCGAUUGUUGGGGCAGCUUCCGGUUACUUUGCCUACCAAAAGAAGAAGCUUUGCUUCAAACCCGAAGCUGAUGCAGAGAGUGCACAUAAAGCAGACCCUGCCACACAGGCUGAGCCUCAGGUUCUCAGCAGCCUUCUGAGUUCAUCAUAAAUGGUGGUUAUUGGGGAGAGGUCUGCAACAUGAAUGCUGAUGUCUACUGAGUUGUAGUUGGAGUGAAGUACAUCAUUUUAGGACCUUAAUGUGAAAUGUGGAUUUUAAGAUUAGCUGGAAUGUGCGUAAUUUGAAGGCAGAUAUUUGAGAGUAUUUGGCGAAGAAUGUGAAAAAGUGUUACAUUGGUCCAUCUUUAAUGUUACCUCCAAGUAGUGCCUUAUCUCUGCAGGGAAAGGAAGCAUUCGCCUUAUCUUUAACUUCAGUACAUUUUAGAUAAAAGUCUGUUUAAUGAUCAUUAUACAUUUUAGGAUACAAUAAUGUAUAAAUGUUGGAUUGGUUGGGUGACUGGUUUGGUUAAACAUGCAACAUUUUUGAGGUAAUAAUUUAAAUGUGUUGGUAUUAUAGCUUUUUCUGGGGAGAAGCACUUUCCUUUCAAUAGAUGCUCUGAUAGAUUUUUACAUUAUUCAUGUCUGAUUUUUAUGUUUUAUGAUGUUAGCCCUUGUCAAUUUUGUCAUGCUAUUGUUUGGACUUGUAGCACUUCUACUUUUUGGAAUGCUGUAAAUACUGAUCAACUAAAUAAAGUGGGAUUUUCGUGUG